This is a messenger RNA of Bipolaris maydis ATCC 48331, 1611 nucleotides long. Its product is annotated as amidase signature domain-containing protein. NCBI's taxonomy places the organism in Eukaryota, Fungi, Ascomycota, Dothideomycetes, Pleosporales, Pleosporaceae. Gene Ontology annotation, molecular function: catalytic activity. The record is from RefSeq and is a predicted model, not a curated record.
AUGUCGGUGUUCUCACUGGAUGCGAGCCAUGGCAACCCCGUCACGACGGAAACCCUAGACAAACUUUGCUCACAGCUUGGCAUGCCGAUAGAUGAAAAAGAGAAGGAAGACUAUCGACGCCUACUUGCAGUUUUCCAUGAUGCAAGCGAACAGCUGAUGGCUAUGGACGACUACGUCCCACGUGUGGAUGAAGAUCGUUUUCCGAGAGAAAAUGUACAUUUUCCAGAGAGAUCGGAAAACUCUCAUGGAGCGUGGGCAUGGAAGUGUGAUAUCAUUGACAAGCUCGCUGACGGCAAAGGCAAGCUGCACGGUAAGACCUUUGUUUUGAAGGACAACGUAGCUAUCAAAGGGGUACCCAUGCUGCUAGGCACCAACUUCAUCAAAGACCAUGUUCCAGAUCUCGAUGCAACUGUCACAACCCGUAUCUUGGAAUCAGGUGGGCGUAUCUUGGGAAAAGCUGUUUGUGAAAAUCUAUGUCACUCAGCAACAAGCCACUCUUCCGGUACUGGCAUAGUUGAGAAUCCGUUUGCGAAAGGCUAUAGUGCAGGUGGAAGUUCCAGCGGAUCAGGGGUAAUCGUCGCUUUAGGCGAAGCCGACGGAGCGAUUGGUGCAGAUCAAGGAGGAAGUAUUCGUGUCCCAGCCGCCAACUGCGGCAUCGUGGGUCUAAAGCCUACAUUCGGACUUGUCCCUUACACGGGCUGUGGCAGCAAUGAACCAACCAACGACCAUAUCGGCCCUAUGACACGUACUGUUCUCGAAAACGCUCUUCUCCUCGAAGCUAUCGCAGGCGAUGAUAAAAUUGAUGAUCGCUCCUUCGCUGCACCACACCCCUCCAAGAUCCCACUCUACACCUCCAUAUCCAAUCUCCCCCUAGAAAAACCCCUCCAAGGCAAGAAAUUUGCAAUAAUUACCGAAUCCCUCUCCACCCCCGCCAUGGACAACCGCGUAGCCCAAGCCUUCCUCGCCGCAGCCUCAAAAUACACUUCAUUCGGCGCAACCGUAACCCAAGUCUCCAUCCCCCUGCACGCCAAAGGCGCCGCGAUAUGGACCGGUAUUUCCAAAGUCGGUGGUUUCCUAAGCAAAACCAGUGGCUCCUUUGGGCGCCGUACGCACCAAAUGCUUCCCUUGAACACUCUCUUCCAGCAAGCCGCAACAACCCCGGAAAGCUGGGAUGAAGCAUACCCUUCUACAAAGAACAUUUAUCUCAACGGAUUAUAUGCAACGCAGCAGUUCCCAAAUCUCCUUGCUAAAGCGACAAAUCUAUCCAGACAGCUGCGUGACGCAUAUGAUGAGGUGCUAAGUGAGUAUGACUUGUUGCUUACGCCUACACUUCCGUAUGUUGCGACGAGUCAUCCAUCGCCUGAUGCGACGCCGUUGGAGCAGGUGGCGAAGCAGGUUGGGUUGACGUCGAAUACGGCGCCGUUUAAUCAGAGUGGGCAUCCGGCGCUUGCGUUACCGAUUGGGUUCUUGGAUGUGUUGGAGGGGCCGGGCGUGCAGAAUGGAGUACGACUCCCGGUUAGCAUGCAGAUUGUUGGAAAGUGGUGGGGGGAGAUGGAAGUUUUGGAGGCGGCGUACGCGUGGGAGCGGGAGUGGAAUUGGAGGGAGUUGUGA